GAAUUUUCGUAUAGUCGAAGAGUCGCGCGACGUCAAAUUAGUGCGGUGUUAAAAUCGUGCUCGAACCAAUUAUCACCUUCUCUGUACGGCAAUAAGUGUUUCGCGAAGGAAUAGAAAUUCCGGUCCCUCUCUCCUGAAUGCUGCUGACCAGACAGUUGACACACACAACUAAACACGCGCGCGCACCAACACUGAACUCCCGUGCAUGCGCGCGCGUGUGUGUGUGAGUGGAGCACAUCCGAGGCAGCAGCUCGGACACACAGCACAGAGCAGCAGCAGCCCGUGUGAGAUGAAACGGCACAGCUCUCACACACUCCUCACAUGGACACUGGGCGAGUGAGUUGGUUCUUUCCGUUUUCUCGUGUCCGGUGCGUCGGUCGUGUGUCCCUUCACUGACCCGUGGGUGCUUUGUAGUGUGUGUCCCGUGUGUGUGGCAGCGCCAACAUUUGACAAUUUCCAGUUUUCGGUGAAUAUUUGUUUUGUUUGUUCGUUUGUAUCGCCGCGUGCUGGUGAAAACUUCACAACCACUCCGUGUGUGUGUGUGUGUGUGUGUGUGUGUAUUAACAGCUUAUACCACAGUGCUAACGCACACAGGAUGUGACGGCGAUGGCGAUGAUGAUGAUGCUGAUGAUCUGAUGUGCACAAGUGCCUGUUGUGAAAGAGUGCGAGAGUGAGAGCGAGAAAGAUGCGUUGCGUUGGAUGAGUGAGAAGGAUAGCCGUCCGUGUGGAAUCUACUUUCAAGGGGGAGGAGGGGGGGUUUGUGUAGCGUGUGCAUUAUCGGCCAACGGCCACACACACCAGUGUGUGUCGAUUGGAAAACUUUCAACUCUCAACCACAUUGCGAGUGUUAAUAAUAAUCCACUUUUCGUCUGAAAAAAGGGAAAAGAAUCUCCUAGUGGCUAGUCUUUUCAAUAGUAUGGGUCGUGUGGAUAGUGUGGGACCUCGCACACUAGUUCAUGAGUCUGUGGCGAGCUGACAAUAAGGAAAGAAUGCGAAAAAAACAAAGAAAACAGAUCAACUCGACAUUUUCACCCAAUUCUCGACCACAUCCGCAAAGGCGAGAGGUGUCGUUGGAUUUUUCGCUAGACUACUAUCCGUAUGUGUGUGUGAGUGUUUGUGGGGCUCAAUAUGUGUGGAUUUAUCAGAUCCGUUUGAGUAUUCGUAUGAGAAUGUGUGUGUUUCUUCCUUAGAAAAAGAAGAACAAAAUAGUUGCCCGUAAUAGGGAGCGCUCUUCAAACCUGGUAGCGUGAACGCGAACACACGCACUGGCAGCAGAGGUGAAACAAAAAAGCGCUCAGCGCUUCAGUAUUGGUGAAGGGUUAACGUGAUGAGGGAUGUGAGAAUGUGUGCGCUAGAGUGAGAACCCCUUUUUUUAACGAGUGACUGUCUUUUUCUUUUCGAUGCAUUCCUUGUUGCUAAAAAAUUAAUUCAAGUAAGAAAAAUUGCUAACAAAAAUAAGAAUACACAAUCGCAGGUAUUGCGAAUGUUAAGAUAAGUUUCAACACACUUUUCCACACCAUUGCCCGUGUCUGCUCACCAUCUCUGCUCUCGUGCGUUUGCGUGUGUGCGUGUGCGUUUGCUCGAACCAUCGUUCGCCAUCAGCUGUCAAGGUAGUGGUAUGAGUUGAGCGAGAACAGUGAAGAAUGGGAGAGAAAGAGAGGGAAUGCGUUUUUUGCAAAAUUUGUUCGCCGUCUCGCUCGGUUUUCAGCUCAACCUGUUCUUCCGUUCCCGGUGGUUGUUUUCCACGUACCCCCGGUUUGGUGCCGAUGGGGACUUGUAUGCGUGCGUGUCACUGUGUGAGCGAUAGGUCGCGUAAGGUAAAACUGGUGUAUAUGUGUGUGUGUGUGUUUGUGAGCGUCCAUACACGCAUAUAAGUAGUUUUGUGCGAAUUUUACUUCCACCCAAUUUGCAAUUUGCUGUUCUUGGAAAAUAGCUUUUUCAAAUUGGAUUUUGACGUCUUAUUCGGGAAAAGAGUAAACUUUUUUUUAAGAUGGACAUAACUACCAAGAUGAGCUUUUAAUUGUGCGAAUUAAAGUAAAACUAUGUUUGCAACCGGAAGCAUACGUAUAGCGCUUAACGUUUGCAUAAUAUUUGCAUUUUUACGAAAGAAGGCCUGCGAAAGAAGAAAUGGUCGAGCCCCGCGCAGUUCUUAACCUUGGCGUGUCGUUGAUGGUGCUGCAAAAAUGCCGGUAAAAAAAGAAGAGAAAAUCAGAACCACCCCGCUUUACAAACACAUACACAACUGGCACAAAUCCCCCAAAGGCAUUACGCGAGAAUCCUUCAGCUUUCCGGUGGUGGGUUGUCACUUGACGUCUCUUGUCUGCUGUAGGAGGGGGGGGGGGGGGGGGGGGGGUGAUUUUAUGUCGCCCUGUCCUGCGGUGGUAGUAGUAUUAGUAGUAGCAGUGGUUCCGAAUCACUAGGUAUUAUCAUUAGGGCAGCAUAAUGCAGACAACAAUCCGUGGCUGUGGGCGUGUGUGUGUGUUCGUAACUGGGACCCGGUUUGGCAGGCCGUCCUGUGAAGCAGGUGUAUAAAGGUUAUCUAACAACAGAGCAUUUUUUGAGUAGAUUUGAAAAAAAAAUGACAAUAAUUGGCCAAAAAGCUACUCUUUUUUAUGCAAAGGAAUGAGACGAAAUGAUGUCAAGUUAUCAUUAUCACUACAAAUUCAACUGCUUUGUCUGACUUGAGGUGAACUAGCGACUGCAAUUUAGUAUCAUACCAUCCAGAACACAUUUGGAACGUUAAUUAAGUCUUUUUAUGAUGCACGAAAUUAGUCCGAAUUGUGGUUUAAUAGUACAAAUAUCAUUCACCGUACUAUGCACUAUGUUUGCCCCUCUAAUAGUAUUUUAAACAUUUGGAUUGUUUGAGAUAACAUAUAUGCAUCCUAUGGUAUUUAUAUCCAAUCAAACGCUAGCUGAGGUAACGGUAAUUAUAGUGAAAUUGAAUGAAUCAGCAACAAAUAGGCACAAUUAUAAGUAGAAGCAGAGAUUAGUAAGAUCAUAUUUAGUUUGAGCAUGGAAUAGCCAUUGUUUGCCAUUGCGCUGCUGACGUCAGUUCGAUGUUUACGAGUCAUUAUUGAAAUUGCAUGCGUUAGAUAGAGCAUUGGAUUAGUGAGCUCUUUGCAUAAAUAUUGUAGUUUCAUUAACAGUAAGAGGUUUUCAUCUUCGAAGGUGUGUGGAGUAGGGAUUUUUUUGAUUUCACCAAAAAACCUUCUGACUCUUGCUCUAGUUACAAGGUUUUUUUUUUAUGCGACAUAAAGUAUUAUUAUGCUUUACAAUAUGUGCAGAAGGGACCAGUUUACGAUCUCAAGAUUUUAUCAUUUUCAGCCAAUUUUCGAAAAGAUCUUACCAAUACUCAAACAGUACCAGGAUGGUUAAUUCAUGGAAUUGCUAUGAAUUUAAGUUACCAAUGACACUGCGCAAUGAACAAUAUAGGAUCUUACUGUGUACAGCAAGACAAAUAUUAAAGUAAAGUAUUGCGCGAUAGAUAAAAAAAAAUCGGAAAAUCCAAUAAGACUUACUAAUUAAAUCAUAAAAUCUGGUUUAGCGUGUGAUUGUUCCUGCCCCCCAUCAUCAACCGCUCAUCGUUCGAUCGCGCGCUCAACACACGCUUCCAUAAACUGUAUCUGCCCAUUUGCCAUCAUUAGCCAUUAGCGGCAACACAGGAGGAGGAGGAGGGUGGAUAUUUCAAAGCAAAAUGGGCAACAACAAAAAAACGACGAACAACGGCGCAAGACGAAUCGACUUAAGCUGGAUUGCAAACUGUGUGUAACGCAUUUGUGUGUGUGUAUGUGUGGAUUUGUGUUUUUGGUUGCAACAUCACACACACACAAAUGGGGUGUGGGGUGGGGUUGGUUGGGGUGUAAGCGGUUUCGCGCCACCAUCUUUCGGGUUGCGCCCCACACCAGCAGCAGCAGCCCAGCACACACUUUUUUACUUGCCGUUAAUUUUGUUCAAUCAUUACACACACUCAAUCCGGGUUCGUUCGUUCGUGCGUUCGUUCGUUCGUUCGUUCGUUCGUUCAACCUUUCGGCCAUAUUGACCGCCACCGUCUGAGCCGGCGGCGGCGUGCACAAUAACACACCACAGGUCCACUCUCCGCGCGGUGAUCGGGUGUGUGUGGUGUGUGUCGUCCCACCGUUUAUCUGCUUCCCCUCCCUUCUCUCCCCCUUAGCGUGGGGCCAUCGGUUUUUGCUUCUCCCAUUUGAAUAUUAUAUGGAUUUGAAACGAAAAAAAAAACGCUGAGUGAGCGCGCACAAACCACACCACAUUGCUUGGAAACCGCGUAGUGUUGAAGUACAAUUUUAACCGAUAUUGUCGCUUGAGAACUGUAGAAAAGUGGUGAUGUUUUUUUUUCUGUUUCUUGACCAAAAGAAGGUUAUUCUUGUAAUGAAAAACAGUCCAUCACACAAUUAUAGCAUCUGUAAGCCAUUGGGACACUUUUUUCACAGUAGCAUACCCACCAGCAAUGAUAAUAUUUGCCUAUUGCUUCGGCCAGCAUUAGACGACCAUUUGAGUCGUGUUUGAAUAAGUGUUUCUGUGGCCGGUCGUGUGUGUGUGUGUUAGUAGUGCGGGCAGAGUGAAAAUGGGUUGAUUAAUGAUGACCCCUUGCCUGCUCUGCUCUACGUCAUUCUCAUAACCUAUAACGCGGAUCAUAAUACACCGAGAAUGUGGCGUGGAGCGAUCGUCAUCGUGUCAUGUAUUAUCAUAGAAAGAGAGAGAGACAGCGAGGCUAGCAAUUGAAAUGAAUUAACAAAUGGGUGUAUGUAAAGCAAUUGAUGGUUGUGGGUCGUCGGGAGGGUGGGUUGUCAGCGAGAUAUGCGGGUGGUGAUGAGCAGAGGAAACACGUCACUAAAUAACAAACCGAAUUCAGAAUGCAGUAAAAAAAACCGUCUCAAAUUAUGAUGAAAUAGUUGGAUGAGAUUAUCCUAUACGUAAUACAGAUAGGUCGAUGAUGAUAGUAGCAGUAGUGGUGAUAGUGAAUGCAGCAGGUUGUCAAAAAGCAUUGCAGAAGAGGGAGAGAAGGCGACAGGGAUCCGUCGUUUGACGUUUGUCGCACGUCUCAUUGCCGCAAAACAGUCUCGAAUUAGACACAAGUAUGUCAUGACACAGCGCGCAAUCGAGUGUGUGUGUGCGCGCGUACGCGGAUGCAUGCAAUAUGCGUGAGUGUGUGCGCGCGCGAUAGAGAUAUGGACACGCAAUGCGAUGUGCUACGGACCUUUGUCACUGUGUUGUGAUGCACAGCAAUGGGGAUAAUCGAGCUUGAGCUGCAGUGUUUGUAUUUCCCUUUUUUAGUGGCAGUAUUAGCUGUUUUUCUGACACAAAAUUGAUAGAAAAUGUGUUAGAAGUAAGCAGUGGAAGCACACCGUCGUUGUAGCAAACGCAACGUGAAACGUGUACACUUCCCGAUGGAGCCAGCGAGUGUGUGCGUGUCUCUCUGGUAUCGUGUAUACGGCAUAGUUGAAGGAUCCGUUUUCACAGAAGUGAACUGAGUUUUGACAUUACCAAAUUGCGAAUGUGUGUGUAUGUCGGGUGUUUCGGUGUAUGAAUGUGUGUUGCAAAAUGGGAAAAAUAAUGUGCAUUCGAGAGAGAAUGUUACGCAAAUGUUAUGUUCAUUGCUGAAAAUGCACACACACACACACACAGCACACAUCGAUCACGCGUAGAAGAAAGCCGCAGGAACAAUUUUUGCUCAAACUGCAAUAGAUAGCGUAGCGCGCGCGUAUGUGUGGUGUGCAGUUUACUUGUAGUGUACCGGCUUUUUUGUGUGUACCGCACCAGUACCCUUCUCAAACCCCCCCCCCUCCUUUGUUUGCUUCUCAAAGCACAAAUGCUCGCGAAGGAAAGAAAAGAAAAAUCAAUGUCGUAGCGCUCCUCUCUCUCUCUCUCUCGCUUUCUCUCGCGCUCGUUCUAAGCGAUAGCAGGCGGUGUGUGGCGAUCGCUCAUCUUCAACGUGAACGUGUGCGCCCCUGUGUGUGUGCGUGUGUGUACGGGGGGACGGAACUCCUCUGCGAACGGUUAAGUGUGUGAUGUGUUCAAUCAAUUGUUUCCGGUUCGCAUCGGCGGACGUCGCGCGGAUUGUGUCUCUCUCUGUCUUUUGGUCCGAUCUGGGACGACCGGACCCCACACGUGUGUGUGUAGAGUGAAAGGUGACCAGAAUCGGAAAAAUUGUCUCUCCAACACACCAACGGUGGACGGAGAAAAAUUGAAUUUUCUCUUCACUCCCCAUUCGACGGUGUGCGUGCGUGUGUGUUUGCCUCGUAUAUCCAUAGCGAGUGAGUGAACAGUGUGUGUGUGUUGCGUGUUCAAAGAGGUGUUGCUGGUGUGUGUGUGUGUUGUGUUCGUAUACGGUAAAUGUUUGCGUGUGCUUAAGUGUGUGGCUCUAUAGUGACCACAGCAGAGCGAAAGAGAGUGUGUGUGAGAGGGAGAGAGAGAGAGUAACACAAUAACCCCGAUUGCUCACACGUGUGUGCAAUUUGUGUGUGUGUGCGCGUCCGCGUGCGGUUGUGUGUGGUGUUGUCCCGCCUGGGGAGUGUACACGUGUGCAAUACACACAAACCCAUCCCCGGCUUAACAGGGAGAGGGGGGUUGCCGCUGAUGUACAGCAAUCCUGUGUGUGUGCGUGUGUGCGAGAGUGUGUGAGUGAGACAGCGGAAUAACACACAGGAAGAAAACCAUUUCGACCACGUUCGAACAGUCUCGAGCGUUUUAUCGGCCGCAGGUCCGUUUUCUUUCCCCCCCCCCCCCCCGAAAGAGAACAACAGACACACACACACGUGCACAAAGCACACGGCUGUGUUGUGCAUUUCGGGCUGUUUUUUUGUCCGCUGUGUUGUUGUUGUUGUUGUUGUUAUUGCUGUUUGUUGUUUUUCACGGUGUGUGUUGGCGAAAAGUGUACAAGUGUACACGCCGGAAGAAGCUGCGUAAAGCUGUGUGAGCAAGGGGUUUUCGAGACAGUUUGUGUAUUGGGUGGAGCGAGGGAAAUUCGCAAGAAAAUUUGCCGCCACCGCCACCCCCAUCCAGCCCUGCUCGAACACGCACUCCCCACACACAAUAACGACGUUCAGCACGGAGCGACGACGGCGCCUUUGACGGCGACCGUUUAACUCGCCCUUCACAACAACCCCCUUCCCCCCACCCCCUUGUGGGUUGCGGGUUUGUGGGCAACGAAGCGGUAAAUCGCCUGCCGAAAAAGAAAUAUGGAUACUGGCUACGUGCUGAUGAAUGGUGUCGACAACACAACAGGCUUACUGUCCACAAACGCUUCUAGCGCGGUUUACUCUGCCCCCGGCGUGGGAGCGGUCUCGGUCGCCACAGUCAUCACACCGACAGCAGCAGCGGCAAGCACAAUCAUAACCAGCGGAAUGUCCAGCAUGACGAUCGUAGCACAGCAGCAGCAGCAGCCAGCACCACAAGCCGCCCCGCAAGCGGUGGACUACAGUGCCCUGAACGGAACCGCUGCUGCGAACGAAGCAUCGACGGCUGCUUCCAACGCCGCCGCCACACAGGAGUACUACACGGAAGGCGGCACCUCGCCUGCUACGGCGGCGCCCGUUACCAACGCUGCAAUAAUAGCCACGGCCAACACUAGUAAUAAUAGUUAUAGCACUCCUGCCCUCGUCAGUAGCCAUCCGCCGAGCAGCAGCAGCAGCAGCAACAAUAAUGGCGUCAGCAGUAGCAUCAUCAACGACGGUGCGGCAGUCGUCACGGCCGCCACCGACGUCGGAAAGGUGAUGCUGAUGGACGGCGGGAUGGUGGGGCCGCCAGUAGCGAACAGUGGCGGCGGUACCAUCGUCGUUUCCAGUGAUAACAACAAUCCUACUAGUAGCAGUAGUAGUACCGAACACAACGGGAUGCCUUUAGAGCAGCUGAAGCAGCUGCUACAAACACAGCUUGAUUACUAUUUUUCGCGAGAAAACCUUGCGAACGACACAUAUCUCCUGACACAAAUGGACAACGAUCAGUACGUGCCAAUCUGGACAAUUGCGAACUUCAAUCAGGUGAAGAAGCUUACCAAGGACAUCAAGCUGAUAACGGAGGUGCUGCGUGAGUCCCCGAACGUGCAGGUGGACGAGGAUGGCCUAAAGGUGCGCCCGAACCACAAGCGGUGCAUCGUGAUAUUGCGUGAAAUAUCGGACAACACGCCGGUCGAGGACGUUAAGAACAUUUUCCAAGGCGAAAACUGUCCGCGCUUCAUUUCCUGCGAAUUUGCCCACAACAACUCGUGGUACAUUACGUUCGAGUCGGACGAAGACGCCCAGCGAGCGUUCCGGUAUUUGCGCGAGGAGGUGAAAGAAUUCCAGGGUAAACCAAUCAUGGCGCGAAUAAAGGCCAAACCAAUGAACCGGCUACCGAUCACACCGGUAGGCGGUGUGCCGAUGAAAAAUGGACUGAACGGUUUCCGGACGACGCCGCCGCCGGGUUCGGCCGUCGCGGCGGGCGCUGCUGUCGGUGGUGUCAUACCGCCGUCGGCCGCUUCGGCCACUGCCGCCGCGGCAGCAGCGGCAGCCGCGGCCGCCGCUGCAAUGGGCGGCGUAACGACCGCAGCGUACGAUCCGGUACAAACGGCGCCCCUGAAUGCGGCCACCAUUGCGACCUACCCGAAUGGCCAGCGGUACAUACUGCAGCACAAUGCACCGUUGCCGCAGGGCUACAACACGGCCGUGCACAUGUUUCCAUUCCAGCAGCAGCCACUGUACGGCGGCUUCGUGCCAUCGUGGCAGCCAGCUCAGGGCAACUAUUUCGAGAUGAGCCCGUACCUAACGAAUGGCAUGCAGCCGGUGACGGUCUAUCCGGCCAGCGGUGGUGCUGGUGGAACGGCGGCAGGUGCUGGCGGCGGCGGUGGUGGUGGUGCGGCUGGCGGCGGCAAACAGCAGAACGGCCGGUACGGUGGAGUGCCGGGCGGUGGCGGUGGCCACCGGCAGAAUCCUCGCAACAAACGCCAAUCGCAGCAGCAGCAGCAGCAGCACGGAGGAGCAAGUAACGAUGGUCAGUCGGUUACAACGAACAGCGGUGUCGCCGGUUCAACCGGUAUGCAUCGGCAGCAGCAGUCGUCGGGCGGCGGCUACCAGGCGCAAAGCGCAGGUAGUGCCGGCAGUGGCGCUGCCUCUGGGGCCGCCGGCGUCCAGUCGCAGGUCGCCAGCACGUACCAGGCAAGCGCGGCGGGCGGCGGCGGUGGCAAAAGUGCCGGCCUGCUCGGUGGCAAACCUUCCACGGCCGCCGGCACGACGGCAACCGGUGCGACCGGUAUGGUGUACCUUCCCCAGUACACCCACUACCUAACUGCCGCACCACUGCAACAUCAGCAGCAGCAGCAGCAACUUUACAGUGGCCAACAGCAGCAGCAAACGGACGGCGGAGCGAUGGAGCUCGUUGUGCGGACGGAUCUGCAGCGGCAGGGCAUGCAGCAACAGCAGCAGCAGCACGUGUACGAGGACGAAACCGGUGCCAACACGGUGCUGGUAGUGCCCGCCUACACGACGGCCGGUGGCGGGCGCAAAAACUCCAGCACAAACGCGUCGAGCGCGACGAUCAUGUCGCUGGACGCUACCCAGCAGCCGUGGGUGCCGAACCAGCCGCGGCGGAACCCGCGCCGACGGAAGGACGAGAUGAUGAUGCCGAUGGACGGCGGUGUUGGUGGGGCCGCGGCCGGCGGCAGCAUGUACGGCAGCAGCAUGCGGCACGGUACGAUCUACAGCGGCAGUAAUAGCAGUAACACUAACAACGGUAGCAGCAGCAGCAGCAGCAACAACGGUGCAGCCAGUGUGAAUAAUACCAGUAGCAAUAAGGUUAUCAUGCAUACAACUAGUCUCAACCAAUUGGCGCCUUCCACCGGUGGAGGAGGAGGAGGUAGCGGGGGCGGUAAAUACCAGGGCCGCGGGGACCGUGGGCGCGGUGGUGAUAAUAAUGGAUACGCCGGCGGUCUCAUCGCGUCGGAGCAUCACGGUGGCGGUGGAUACCACUCGCAACAAGGGCACCAUCGGAAUGCGGCAGCAGCACCGUCUGGCGGUGGGUUGCUCGAUUCCAGUUCUUCCUUUCAGCAGCACGGUGCAGCAGGCGGUGGCCACAAUAAGCAGCAGCAGCUGCAGGAUAUGAUGCACCACACCCAGCAGCAGCAGCAGCAGUACCAUUCGCAUCCAAUGAGUCAGCAACCGCACCUAGGCCAUCAUCAGCAAUCGCAGCAGCAGCAGCACCACCAUUCGUCCUCCUCCUCGGGUGCGAACAAUCACCAAACGCAGCAACACAGCAACACCAGUACCAAUCCUCACGGCCAUCAUAAUCAGCAGGGAGCGGCGGGUCAGCAGUCCCAGCCGCACCAGCAGCAACACCAUGUGUUGCAGCAGUCCUCCCAUCAGCUGCACACGGCGCAGCAACAAUCGCAGGGCUCGGGAUCGCACCAUCAUCAUCAUAACCAGCAGCAGCAGCAGCAGCAGCAUCACCACUACCACCAGCAGCAGCACCAUCAGCAAGCGAUCGUCGCGACAGGUGGAUCGUCGAACGCUGGAGGCGGUGGUGCUAGUAGCGCAGCCAGCAACGGGGGCGGCAGUACGGCCGCCAGCUCCAACAGUGCCACCACCACCAACAGCAACAACAGCUCCAGCACCACCAACAGCAGCAGCAACAGUACCAGUGUUCAGUUCGAUCUCGAACCAGCGGCAUUUCCGCCCCUUCCGGGCCACGAGGGACGCAGCCUCAUCACGGCCGGGACCGGCGGGACGGCCGGUAGUUCCGCCAGUGGAAACGCCAGUGCGGGCCGCUCCGGCUCGAAAGGGGGUAAUGCUUCCGCGGCCGCCGCCACCUACGGCCAAGCAGCGCAGCAGCAUCUUCCGGGCGGUGCUGUAGGCAAUGCUUCCGGAACCAGUGCCAGCAGCUCCACGUCUUCUACCACCGCCCAUCGGAACGAUGCGUCGGAUGGAGGAGGCGGAGGACUCGCGUCCAGCAGUGCCGCGACAGCCGGUGGUGCGUCCUCCGGUCUGCUAUCGGGUCCGGCCGCCGCCGCCGCACCACCGCCCGUCGUUUCGGCCUGGGGUGAAAACCAUCGGCUGGCGGACGUCGUCAAGGGUACGGCCAAGGGCGUACGGGCACCGGGUGCGGCGACGGUGGCGGCCAUCGUGGCCGGCACGGCGACGGUGCCGGUCGUUUCCGCCAACAGCAGCAGCAGCAGCAACGAGCUUAGCCUGGGCGGCAAGAGCGCGACGGAGCCGAAAGCGGCCACUAACGAAUCCGGUCCAACGAACAGCAAUGGCGCUUCCGGUGCAUCGGGAACCAGUAACCAGCAGCAGCAGAAUAAUCAUCUACCUGUGAUAAAAGGCAGCACAAAUGCCGCAACGAGUGGUGGCAGUCAAACUGCGUCCACGCUUUCCUCCUCCUCCUCCCACUCCUCCGCCUCGACCGGUACGACGCAUUCGUCGGUCGCUGCCGCCAACAGCGCUGCUCCGGUAUCGACCGGCACCAGUACGGCCGAUAAAUCUACCAAGACUGACGUAUCGUUGUUGCAAAUGGCGGCGACCCCUGUCACCGCUGCGCCGACGACCACCACCUCCCGGGCCACCUCCACCGCGACGCUCGAGAGUGCGGCGUCGGUAGUGAAGGGCGAGGCGGCCGCCUCCGCUCCUCCACCCACGACGGCCAACGCGGCAACGAUGACCUCGACUGAUUUCACUACCAAAUCUUCUUCCUCCGGUACUGCCGCCGCCGCCGCCGCCGCCUCCCCAUCCGUCACUUCUGCUGGUGGUAGUGGUGCGGCGAAAAAGCCGUCGACAUCGACCAACGCCGCCACAAACACUACCGCCACCAGCCACGCUAACACUUCCUCUGCCGGUAGCAGUAAAUCGUCCACCUCGGCGGCGGCGGCACCACAGCCCCCACCGCCAACCUUCUCGCUGCAGAACCACCCACCGUUGGUUCCGCACGACAGUACUGCGGCGACAGCCACCGUGCCCGCCGCCACCCCUCAGGUACGGCUGAGCUACGCCCAGGUAGCGCAGCAUCUGGCCGAACAAAGCAAGGACAGCAAGGAACAGGCGUCGUCGCUUCCGUCCCACAAUCAUCAUCACGGUAGCGAUAAGCUGACCGGCUCUGCCAUGGGUUCCACUACCACCACCGCCGUCAGCAGCUCCUCCGCUUCGUCGGGCGGUGGCGGUGGUGUGGUGGAGAAAGAGAACAGUAAUGCAUUAGCAGCAUCGUCGGAGAGCAACGGUUCGACGGCUGUAGCAGCUUCAACUGCCACCACUGGAGCUACCGUCGCGCACGGUACUGCCGGUGGUAGCGCUGCCGCAGGGAACGGCAACAACAACAACAACACCGGUGGAUUCAUUGGCGUUAGCAGCAAGCGGAAGGAUUCGGGCGCCGGUGGCAGGAGCUCAACUGGUGGCACCACAGCGCACCACCACCAUGGUGAUGGUUUCCGAGAACAACGAGAUACGCGCUACAAUCAGCAACACGGUGCCAGUGGAAACACCAAUGCACGCAACUCCAAAGAUUACCGUCAGUCUUCCGGUGGUGCUGGCGGCGGCGGCGGCGGCCACACCAAUGCCAUCGGCUCUGCUUCCCUCCAUUCCGGUGCCGGCGGGCUGCGCAAUGCCGCACCAGAGCAAAACAACAACAAUCACGCGCAUCAUCAAGGAGGAGGAGGAGGAGGUGGAGGUAGAAGUACCGGAAAUUCGGGCAACAGUGGCAAUAACAAUAAUCACCACAGUAAUAACAACAGUGCUGGUGGAGGCGCGCCCAAGUCUGGCGGUGCCCGAUCGGUGCGCAAGGACUACCAAUCGCACCAGCAGCAGCCACAGCAGCAGCAGCAGCAGGCCCACCAGACACACCCGCGCAGUCCCAAAUGAUGGCGCUUAAUAUGGAUCUAAUAUGUGCGCGACACACCGAAUGACUUUCUCUUCACUACACCUACUCUACGACCUACCACAAUGCGGCGGAGCACGUGCGAUUUAUGAAUCAGCCCUUUGCUUGCCGCUGCCACCGCCCCUCCCCAGUACAUUGUGUUUUAGUGUAUGCGCUUAAAAUAUUAUGGCUUUUCACGAUCCGGCGGCUGGGGUGGCAAGUAUAUAAGUUCGGACGAAUGCGGUUGAAGACAGUAGCGCAAUGUACAGCGUUUGUGUGCAUUGCGAGGAUAAUGCAUAAUUCCGUGGGAUGCAUGGGAAAACGGAGAAAGAGAGAGAGAGAGAGAGAGAGCGAAAGAGCGGGGGAAGUAUAGGUAGUAACGAUUGGGCGGAUUGGCGAAUCCUUACACAAGCAAGGAGAAUGUGGGCUGGGAAGAGCAUACUUUCAUUAUUGAUUUGGCGGAACAAGAAAAAGGAAGGAUAGGAUCGGUUAGGAGUUAUUGUUUUCCUAUCAAGUACAAUUUAUGAAACUUCACUUCAUAAAUUGAUUGAAAUGAUACACUAUACACUAGUUCGAGUGAUUCAAACAGAUCAUGAUCAUACUAUAAACGCAGCAUGGAAGAAGGAGCAGCAGUGUGUGUGUGCCUUUUGUUACGCAUCUGCUCUGGAUACACUUUGAUGAAUAAUUUGGGAUUUCUUGUUUUUUAUAUAAAAUAACACUGGAAGUACGUAAAAAGCAAAAAAAAAAAACUGCAAGUACGUAUAGAGUGGGAAGUAAAUCCUUAUAAAAAUCAAAUUGAUAAACGAGUGUGUGCAAAACGAUCGCAAUGCUCAGAGUGUAUAGCUAUGGUUUAUGAGGGAAUGUAAACACGCAGACCAAUCAAUAAUCAUCACACGAAUCUCAAAACAGUCAAAAGAUGCGUAGAGCACCAUGUAUGAAGAUGCAGUUUGAUUUUAUAACACACACGUGAAAGAAGCUGCCAAUCAGGGCAUGUACAAGCAUAUUUAAAGUGCUUGCUUAAGUAGUUGUCAAAUAGGCCCCGGCAAAUACCGUCGUCGUUGUGCUCUAGCCCUCGCUCUCUCUCUCUCUUUCUUUGUGGCGGUUAAUAAUAGCAACCGAUAAGGGUAGGAGGAGGGUAUCCCAUAUGUAUCCUUGCAUUAAAUAAAUAAUCUAGCCUCGGAGAGGGGUUGCGGCAACCAGCAAGCAAAACCAGAUAGUGAUCCCUAGUCCCCUGCAACGCAUAUACACCUGCGCCUCCCGCAGAGCGUAAGAGAAAAGCCACAGCAGCCACGGCUCCACUUCGGUCCACUUCGGUCCUGAGAAGGAGUGGGUGGUGGUAAGGGGGAGGGUGUGGUGAAACCCAUUUCAUUUGUGGGUUUUGUAGUGAGAGAGUAGCAAGAGAGAAAGGUUCUAGUAGGUGGUCCAUUUGUUUCAAUGUUUAUGUAUGUUUCUUUUUUAGUGCGCCCGUGUGUGUUGUGUUGAACAUAUGAUGAUGAAAGAGUGUAUCGGAUUAUCAUGCAAAGACCGGAAGAAAGCGUGAAAAGGAAAGAGAGAGCGAGGAUGCAUUAGCAUAGUGAGGAGGGUUUAAAACUGAUAACCGCUAUCGCUAAUGCAAACGCUUUCGUCUUGUUUAUUUAUGCCUUACUCUAAACAACACACACACACGCGAGCGCGUGCGCUCCCCCAAACGCGGCUCACGCAACAGUGAGAUGAAUUAUUUGUUUUAGUUUUUUUUUGUUUUUUUUUCUGCAAUUCGUUCUGUUACUUGUUUUUCUCUUGAAUUUAAGCGCAUUAGGAAGAGAGCGAGAGAGAGAGAAAGCCCGAAACAACUUAUCAUUAUUUACUUUAUUAAUUAUUACUAUUAUCUUUAUUGGUAUUUCUUAAAUACGAUAUGAUUGCUACAAUUAGUAACUGGUAACGUUAAACACACACACACACCAACCCCCUAUUGAGAUACUUUUUAUUGCAAUUCUUUGUUAAUUUGUUGAUAGUCGAUAAUCGAUCGCGCGCGUGAUGAUGGGGGGAUAGUUUUUCGGGUCUGGGAAACCAACGAGAGAAAGUGUGCGUGCGUGUGCGUGUGCCCUCCGUCGGAAAAAGGGGGGUUAAGGGCAUUGCCCAAUAGGAGAACGGAAUUCUGCUAAGCGUAACCGUUGGAAGCGAUUGUGAGCGAUAAAACCUGAAAGCAGAAACGGCGAAGCAUAAGAAAGUGCAGUGUGUUCCAAAAAAAAGAAAAACAUUGUUACUCAAAAAGCGCUGUGUGUUUAAACUGAAGCUAAUUGUUGCUUCGCGCUUGUCGUGGAGUGUGGAUGAACCUCAACCGAUAUUGAACGAGACACACACACACACACUAAAAUCCAGAGGAAAGAGACACGCAAUGCAUAUAUAUCUAUAUUCUCUCUGUUCGUUAUACCUGUAUAUAAUCAAAGCAGAUGAUUAAGGUUGAGAUGAGCAGCCCCAGAAGCAGCAGUUGCAGCUGCUGCUGCAAGCUCUGCCAAAACCGUCUCUGGACCAUUUGCUCUAGUGGUCGAAAAAAAAAAAAAUAAUGAAGUAACAAACAAAACAGCACUAGUUAAUAGCAAGAAAAAAAAACAACAACCUUGGUUUAGUUUAUAAAGACAGUAGACACACACUCGCCGGAGAGUAGUGCGUGCCGGUCGGUGACUAGUUGUAGGGCGGACGGAUUGAAUUUUGUUUUUGAAUUGCAAAGAAAUUUGUCUAAGUUUAGCUGGCAGGAAAAAAAAUGCGCUACCGAAAUGUUAGGAAAUGCUUUCGAGCAGAUUAAUGAGCGCGAAAGGAAGGAAGGAGAAGCAAGCUACUGCCGUCAAUACUGCAAACAUACACAGAAUUACACGAUACACACACAUAUAGGGCAUAAUUUUAUAGGCUGAGCAGUGUGUGUGAGUCAGGGUAUACCGGGGAUAUGGUAGUGUUUUGGAUCAACUAAGCUAGUGAUGCAUCUAAAUUGAUAAGACUAAGAGAGAAGGGAAGCGCAGUACGGAAACUGAGGAAAUUCCUUUUAGAAACACACACACACAAACACAAACACACCCACUGAUCUUACCAUCUCUAUUAGCAUGCGACAGAAUCGUUACAUUUUUACCACAAGAGCGCAAACAAAUGGAAAUCAUCAAUGCUUUACAAUAAUAGAAUCGUCAUCCGAAUGAUGCCGCCUUCAUUUUAUGCUCUGUGCUGUGCUUUAGCGAUAGGGAGCGUGGGAGCGUGCAGUGAGCGAACCUUAUGAGAACUAGCUCUAACAACUAGGAUUGAUUACGCUAUGCCGAUGAAGAGCUAGUUUUUAUCUGGAUCUUUUUAACAAUUGAUCGAUUGAUUUGAUCCCAUGCGUGACAUGAUUCGAUCGUUACAGGAGGUUUUUUCUUAUUGAUUGCGAAUUGAUUUCACGUUGCCCCACGCCUAGGGAGUAAAAAUCACAGCUUACAUCUGCUUCUAGAGAGCAGCAGCACUACUGCGAGAGAAGGAGGAGCGUAGGCGUUAGGAAGCUUAAUCUGCUACCAACCACUUCAUUUGUGUUAUGAUACUGUUUUAUCCAUUUCCCAGUUAUUUUCUAAUUAUUGUUUGCUUACAUUCCUUAUUCUUUUUCUCUCGCAAAUGAAACAGUUUGUGAUAAGCACAGUGCCCUUUUUUGAUUAAAUACUCCUAUAUGAACUUCAUUAGAUCAUUAUGCAUACUAUCUUAACACCGAGAAUUCAUUUCACGCAGUUCAACGUAUCACAGUUAGUGCAUCUUUAGAAUUUUGGAAGUAGAUCGAAAGGAUUUAAGCUUCCCCACUGAUGCCUCAAGACUCCAACGGUAGUGUAGCAGUAGUGCUGUUGUCUUCAUCGAUUCCCGAACUCCCGAAGAGUAACGUACAGAUACAUACAGUUUCGCAGGGCUACUAAGCACACAAUAAUGCAUUCGCAACCGUUCGAACGGUAAUGCGCCAUUGCGUUUUGCGUCUUUCAAACCGGUUCAAACAAAAACUAAACUAAAACGCACAUCAGGUUUAGUUUUAUAGCUCGAUAUCGUUUUGCUGCGCUUGCGGUUUAGAUACACACUAGCUUUUAAGCAAACCAAAUAUGGAUUUCAUCGUACCUUCGUUUCAUUUGAUGGGGUCGUGUGUGCGUGUACGUCCAUAAACGCGAAGUUUGUUUGUGCGCCACACACAACACUGGCUCUUGUGGUAAAGCGCAUAACACGGUAGCAUUCUAAGACGAGAUUUCGAGCAGGAAACAGGAGGAGCAAGAGCUUUCGUUAGACACACUGUGUGCGCCUUCCACAACACAAACAACACACUACACUAUGCACUAUAAAAAUAUGUUCUUUUUUAUGUUUUUUUUUUCGAUUUGUUUCUGAUCCGUAAUAAAGAUAUGUUGAUGAUGAGUACGAAACCACGAAGCUGGCGGAAGCGAAACUUCGAUUGAGCGCGUGUUCGUUUUAUCCGGUUCGAAAGAGAGAUGCUUUUUUUGGUUCUUUUGUCACUGUAGUAGUUUUUGUAUACUGUUGGGGUUUGUUUUUUUUUUUUUUUUUUUUUGAGCGAAUAGUAAUGCCUUACAUCCUUUUGUUUUUCUGAUUUUGCGUGAGCACAUUUCGGUUCUCUUCUCUCAGUAGCUGUCCCGCGAUCCCGCGAUCCUAAAAACAAUCACACACACACACACCCAUACACACCGAACGAUUACAGCCGGUUACGUUUGUCUUAUCUAUUGGUAGUUAAAGCUUUAGUAUAAAGUGAGAGAGGAGGAGCAAGCGGAGGAAGAAGAAGGAUAGCAUAGAGGGGGGGGGGGAUGUAUUUUCGUUCGAUUGUUGGGGUGUGGGCGUGUUGAGGUAGUGUACCGCAGAAAGCAGAAGAUUUAGAUAGUAUGCCAAUGCUCCCCGUCUCCGGUGACGGGCGGGUUCGCAUGAAGACACCUUUUAGAGACUGCAAAACACUUACAGACGACACACACACGCGUACAGAGCUGAAGUCAGACGUUCGAUGCUGUAAUAGCUAGUGAUUUCUUGACUAUUGUUUGUUUCCCCUUGGAGAAACCCCUAAAUCAAAGCCGCCACUCGCAUUAAUCGACGAAUGCAAAGAAAAAGAAGAAGCGAUACCAGUAGUUUGGUUCCACACGAAAGGAUGAGAUUUACGCGAGGGAGGAAAAAUAGUAACGGAAGACAAAAAAACUAUUAUAUACAACUGUAGGUUAGCUUUGUAAUAGAAUUGUCGGAGCACACACAUACAUACUACAAACACACAAAGCUCUCCCUGCUGUGUGUCCGGGAAAGAAUGUGAAAGGAAUAGGGGGGAGAAGCAGCAAACAUAAACGAGACGUGUGCAACACAGCAACAAAUUACGAUGUCGUUCUUGUGUUUGAUGAAAUGAUAAUGCAAAGAAAAAGCAUACAGUGUUAUGAAAUGUCAUACCGAGACAAAGGAUAUACAUAGGCGCAAGGUAUAAUAUAUAGUUGUUGCUGUGUGUGUAAUAACUGCAAGCGAGCUGUGCAAGCGCCGCCCCUCCCGGGCAGAGGUCGAAAGGAGGGAGAGGGGGAAUGUGUGUGGUACGGUGUAGUGGUAAACUAAAGAAUACUUAGAUUUAAACGCGGAAGAGAUACAAUAUCGAAGGUAGUAGAGCAGAGAGAAAGAUGUAUGGAUUAUAUAUAUAUAUACAUAAAAAAUAUAUAAAUGUAAGGGAAAAAAGUAUAUACAUUAUAUAUAUACAUUACUAUAUACACAACUCUAAUGAUAAAAAAAACAAAAACAAAAAACAAUGAUUAAAACGUAAGGCACACAUCGUUGAUAGAAAAGUAACAACAACAACAAAAAAAAAGAAAGAGAAAAGGACAUGUUACUACAUACGAAGUAAAACAAAACAACAAAACAAAAGAAAGAACACAAACAAACAAACAAAAAAACCUUACCAUUGCAGGGUUUCUUAUACGCGCGGAAUGAUACAACGCGAUGACAGAGGAUGAAGGGCAGAGGGAAGAAGUCUGGCAAAGACUGAAAUGCACGCUAUCGUUGGGGAGAGGCAGAGAGAUAAGGACCGAACUUGGAAGGAGAGAAGAAGAAGAGGAACACAUACACAUAAUACACACGAAUAUCCUUUCAUCCUUUUGCGAACAAAAAGGGGAAAGAUACAUAAAAAGUGCUGCCACACAACAAAUACACACACUAGUUCGGUAGAGUCGGUAAUGGUGAUAAAGUUACUGUUGAGAAGGAGAAGUGUGGAAUGUUAAGAGAGGUGGAGUGGGUAGAGAAAAGUUGAAAAAAGGAGUGGAAAAUCGAUGAAAAAACACACAAAAAUGUGGUAGUAGGAGGAUGUAGUAGGUUAAAUGAAAAAAAAAGGAAAUGAAUUAAAGAAUACCAACAAACAACGCAAAAACCACACACUCACACACAACAAGGGAGAUUAAAAAGAAGAAGGCAUAAAACAAAAUAGAAACAAAGCGAAAACAAUGAAUGAUAAUAUAAACCAUUACAAAAAGAAAUAAACACACACACACAAAUACAUUGGCUAGAAAGACUGCAGUAAAAAAGAAAGGAAACAAAUAGAUAACCACGCUCAAACAGAGGAGGAGGAGCAAAUCACGCCAAGAAGCGUCGUUCGGGUGUAAACAGCUCCCCAAGUCAUAUGCGAGUGUAGUAAACGCCAGACAGAGCCGCGGCGGAACCAAAAACAUGUGUUUAAACCUAAUGUGUAGCUUAAAAAUCAAAAAAGUAUCUAGGAAGCGCGUAUUAAUAGUAGCCGCCGUACCACACGUUCGACGUCGCCAAAACAACAGCACACUCACACUCAUCUGAAAAAAAAAAAGUUGAUAUAUGUGGUGAAGGGAAGCACGUGGGAAAUGCAUUAAAAUGCAUCCACGACGUGUGACAGCUCUUUCUCUGUUGCCCAUCUACAAACAACAGUUUCCAGCCCCUCUACACACAACACAACAAACCUACUAGCAUCCCUCCCAAGGAAAGCGAGAUUUGACCAAGGAAAGUGGAAAAGCAAGAGCACACAACGCAUUAAGAAUGUGAGAGAAAUGCCAGGGAACAGAAAUGUGUGCACGUGCGUGUGUGUUUGGUGGUAGUCGUAAACACAAGGGUAAGCGAAUUUGAAAUGUUGAUAAUACCUACUACACACACUAGUUGCUCUAGAAUAUUGAAAACAGUGUAAAACAAAAUACAGAAUUGGUUGGAGCAGCACCGGACGAGCACGAGCGCGCGAGAUGAUAAGGAAAAAAACAAAAAAAAAACAAGAAACUAAAGAAAAUAUGUGAGGAAGAAGUAACAAACAAUUGUUGUAAAAUAAGAUACAAAAUGGAGAAGAGCGAAAGAAAACAGAAAGAGAGAGAGAGAGAGAGCUGUUACACACAUACGGGCGAAAAACCGUGCGUCGUUACUAGAAGAUAUGGAAAAAUAUGGAACAGUGAGAAUUGGUGGGGAGAGAAAACAGGCAGGAAGUGAAGGAGAAAAUACGAAAAGUUAUAAAGAAAACAAAUGGUAAGGGUGUAAAGAAGAAAAAAAAGCCGUACUACAGCAAACACACGAUAAUACAAUGAUGAUGAUGACGAUGGAGUAUAGAAAAUAAAAAAAGAGUAAAAAACGAAACUACAAAACAAAACCACACAAAAAAAUACACAAAA
This is a messenger RNA of Anopheles gambiae (African malaria mosquito), 20432 nucleotides long. RefSeq names its product la-related protein Larp4B (gene Larp4B). Gene Ontology annotation, biological process: positive regulation of translation. NCBI's taxonomy places the organism in Eukaryota, Metazoa, Arthropoda, Insecta, Diptera, Culicidae. The record is from RefSeq and is a predicted model, not a curated record. The coding region runs from base 7197 to 12833 and encodes 1878 amino acids. Gene Ontology annotation, molecular function: mRNA 3'-UTR binding. Gene Ontology annotation, cellular component: cytosol; cytoplasmic stress granule. The transcript is spliced from 8 exons.